Molecule: messenger RNA, 984 nt
Organism: Aspergillus oryzae RIB40
Lineage: Eukaryota; Fungi; Ascomycota; Eurotiomycetes; Eurotiales; Aspergillaceae
Product: aldo/keto reductase family protein
Exons: 3
Coding region: 1-984 (327 amino acids)
Cellular component (GO): cytosol
Source: RefSeq, a predicted model, not a curated record
AUGACUUCACACGAGCGCCUCCAUAUCAUUUUUGGCACCGCAGCCUUUGGAACCGGAUCACCACUGGCCAAGAUUCAAGAUGUGGAAACAGCAGCCCCGAUCAUUGUCACCCUCCAAGCUAGAAAUGUGACCGAUGUGGACACGGCUCGCGCAUAUCCCGUGGGCUCUCCCGGCGCAGCAGAAAGACUUCUUGGCGAGUUAGGAGUUCCUACCUGGGCUAACCUGUCGACUAAGGUCAAUUCUUGGGCACCUGGUACUCACACUGCGGAAGGAAUCCAGCAGAGUGUGGCCCAGUCUCUCGAAGCAUUGAAGACGGAUAAGGUGGACAUCAUGUACCUGCAUGCACCGGACCGCCAUACUCCGUUCGAAGAGACUUGCCGAGCCAUGGAUGCCGAGUACCGCAAAGGAAAGUUUGCCCGCUUUGGCAUUAGUAACUACACCGCAGAUGAGGUGGAGGAGAUCGUGUCGAUUUGUGAGAAGCACGGCUUUGUCAAGCCUAGUGUGUAUCAAGGCCGAUACAAUCCUAUCAUCCGAUCUGGAGAAACGCAGUUGUUUCCUGUACUCAGACGGCAUGGGAUUAGCUUCUAUGCAUAUAGUCCAGCUGCAGUGGGCCUAUUCACAGGAAGGCUCUCGCAGGACCCGAGUCAACUCGCUGGAUCGCGAUGGGACGACAGUACUGCAUCAGGAAAGAUCUAUCAUGACGCUUAUUACAAACCGGCAGUAAUUGCAGCAGCCCAGACCGUAGCUGAUGCAGGUGCAGCAGCUGGAGUAAGUGGACAUGCACUGGCAUUGCGAUGGACGAUCUACCACUCGGCACUGAGCCGUGAACAUGGGGAUGCUGUGCUUAUCGGCGCGUCGAGUCUGUCACAGUUGGUUCAAAACUUGGAUGCGGUUGACGCGGGUCCCUUGAAUGAAGAACUGGCUAGGUUGGUCAGUAAUGUGGGAGAUCUUGUAGGAGACGAGGCAGCUGCAUACCACGUUUAA